AGCCGGCGAGGCUGAGACGCGCAGGCGCAGUGGCCAGUCGGUGGCUCGGGGGCCGCAGUCACUGGCGUCGGGGUCUAUCAUCCGUUUGUGUCACAGUGUACGUCGGUGCGGGAGACAUCCGGAGACGGGACAGUGAAUGAACGUUUCUUUCCAGGUACCUCUUAGUCCAAGUCUAGUGCAAUCAUGGUCCAGAAAUAUCAGUCACCCGUCAGGGUUUACAAGCACCCUUUUGAGCUGGUCAUGGCUGCUUAUGAAAAAAGAUUCCCAACAUGUCCACUCAUCCCAAUGUUUGUUGGUAGUGAUCUCGUUAGUGAAUACAAAAGUGAAGACGGUGCUGUUCAUAUUUUAGAAAGACGUUGUAAAUUGGAUGUGGAUGCACCAAGACUACUGAAAAAGAUCGCAGGAGUUGAUUACAUCUACUUCGUCCAAAAGAAUUCACUGAACAGACGGGAGAGGACUUUGAAGAUAGAAGCCUUCAAUGAAACCUUUGCCAACAGAGUUGUCAUCAAUGAAUUUUGCUGUUACACUGUUCACCAAGAUAUUGAAGAUUGGACUUGCUUUGAACAAUCAGCAAGUCUUGACAUCAAGUCUUUUUUUGGUUUUGAAAGUACCGUUGAGAAAAUAGCAAUGAAGCAUUACACCAGCAGUAUUAAAAAGGGGAAGGAAAUAAUUGAAUAUUACCUGAAACAAUUAGAGGAAGAAGGAAUUACUUCUGUACCACGGUGGACCCCGACUGUUAGUAAUCUAGAAAUGCCAGUUCCUAUCCAGAAACUGGCCUCAUCCCCAGCAAUGGCCAUACCUGGCAGAGGUGACGCUGUUGGAAAGGAAGGACAUAAUAACAAAGACCUAAUUACUGCCUCCAACAAUUCACCUGAUCCUCUCACAGGAACACCAGAUGAUAAACUGGAAGCUGAUUACAUUGAGCGAUAUUUGGGUGAUUUGACACCACUACAAGAGAGCUGUCUCAUUAGGCUUCGAACAUGGCUGCAGGAAACACACAAAGGCAAGAUACCAAAAGAUGAGCAUAUUCUGCGAUUUCUAAGAGCACGUGACUUUAAUAUUGAUAAAGCACGAGAGCUUCUGUGCCAGUCUCUGACAUGGCGCAAACAGCACAAAGUAGAUUACCUUUUAGAUACCUGGACACCACCUCAAUUUCUGCAUGAUUAUUAUACAGGGGGCUGGCAUCACCACGACAAAGAUGGACGACCCCUAUAUAUUUUGCGUUUGGGGCAAAUGGAUACCAAAGGUCUUGUCAGGGCCCUUGGAGAGGAGGCGUUGCUUCGACAUGUUUUGUCUAUCAAUGAAGAAGGAUUAAGACGAUGUGAAGAAAACACAAAUGUGUUUGGAAGACCCAUCAGUUCCUGGACAUGCUUGGUAGAUUUAGAAGGUUUGAAUAUGAGACAUCUUUGGCGUCCUGGUGUUAAAGCACUCUUGAGAAUCAUUGAAGUGGUUGAAGCUAACUAUCCAGAAACAUUGGGUCGACUUUUAAUUCUCAGAGCACCUAGAGUGUUUCCAGUGCUUUGGACUUUGGUCAGUCCAUUCAUCGAUGACAACACAAGAAAGAAAUUCCUAAUCUACGCAGGAAAUGAUUACCAGGGACCUGGAGGACUGGUGGAUUACAUAGACAAAGAAAUCAUCCCUGAUUUCCUUGGCGGAGAAUGUGUGUGUGAGGUUCCAGAAGGUGGUCUCAUUCCCAAGUCAAUGUAUAGGACAGCAGAAGAACUUGAUAAUGAUGACAUCAGGCUUUUGACAGAAACUAUUUACCAAUCUGCAAGCGUUUUCAAAGGAUCACCUCAUGAGAUAUCAAUUGAAAUUGUGGAAUCCUCUUCUGUGAUAACCUGGGAUUUUGAUGUAGUAAAAGGUGACAUUGUUUUUAACAUCUAUCACUCAAAGAGAGCACCUCAGCUUCCCAAAAAAGAUACUCUUGGGGCCCAUGGGAUAACGUGUCCUGGGGGCAAUAAUGUGCAACUGAUCGAAAAAUCAUGGCAACUGGGAAUGGACUAUAGCAUGGUUGAAUCUCCGUUCAUCUGUAAAGAAGGAGAAAGUGUACAGGGAUCACAUGUAACAAGAUGGCCUGGUUUCUACAUUCUGCAAUGGAAGUUUUACAAUAUGCCUUCCUGUGCUACAACCAACCUGCCUCGUGUGGAUGAUGUACUGGCAACCUUACAGGUUUCUUCACAUAAGUGUAAAGUCAUGUAUUACACGGAGGUCAUAGGAUCAGAGGAUUUCAGGGGCUCGAUGACCAGUCUUGAGUCCAGUCACAGUGGAUUCUCCCAGCUCAGUGCUGCUACCACAUCUUCCAGCCAGUCACACUCCAGCUCUAUGAUCUCCAGGUAGUGACACAGAAUGCCAGCAAUCAAAAGUACAAGGCAGGACCAUUAUAUUGAUGGCAGCUGAUUGGAAUGAUGGUGCAUCUUUGAAAAUAUAUGUAUAUAUAUAUAUUUAACUCUACUAAUGGAAUCAGCACAAUCAGCUCAUUUCAGUUCUUUGUAUUUUAGUUUUCUCCUUCACUUAUGUAUCCCCGUGUAUCCAUAAUUUACAAUCAAGAGAUUUGUGAAAUACAUUCACCGUUUUUCAUCUUUUAGUCAAAUGCCAUGAAGAUGUAAAUGUUUACAGCACUGUAGUUUCUAAUAAGAUAUACUGCUUUUUUUUUUAAGUACUGUACUCUGAAACCUGUCUGCUCUGGAAAUAGUUACUGAAUCCUUGUGGAAUGACUUACUUUAGGAUUGUGUUCAUAUAAUGCAUUGAAAAAGCACAAAGUUUAAAGAAUCGAAUAUAUUGUACUUAUUUUGAAUUUAUCACUUAAAAAAAUAAUAGUUGUAAAAAAUUAAAGUUUAUAAUGUGAAUUGUUACAAGCACACAGAUAUGGAUGGUGUAGCUUUUACACUAAAUUGGAAGAAUAGAUUCUUAUAAGCAUGAUGUAGUUUUCUUCAUAUUUAAAACCAUUGUUAUAACCUGCUUAAACAUAGUCAAAUCUAAACAUUUCAUCUUUGUUAAAGAGCUGAUCUUUAACUAACAAUUUUUCUGUAUAAUUUCUUUAUAUGAUUUAUUUAUCUAUGUUUAAUGUCCUAACACCAGUCGUGUUCUCAUGACAUGAAAUCAUUGUCUUGACAUUUCCGUUCUGUCUACCUGUAAUGGUAUGUUACAUAUCAAUCUUUGUUUUUGGAGCAAUACGUGUUACCACUGGGUUGGUAACAAGUUAUUCAAAUAUUCCUUAGAUAGUUUCUUUUUAAAUUAAUAAACUUCGAAACUGAUAUGUUAUUA
Callorhinchus milii (elephant shark) is the source of this 3264-nucleotide messenger RNA. RefSeq names its product SEC14-like protein 1. Gene Ontology annotation, cellular component: cytoplasm; cytosol. Lineage: Eukaryota; Metazoa; Chordata; Chondrichthyes; Chimaeriformes; Callorhinchidae. Gene Ontology annotation, molecular function: RIG-I binding. Gene Ontology annotation, biological process: negative regulation of RIG-I signaling pathway. The transcript is spliced from 16 exons. The record is from RefSeq and is a predicted model, not a curated record. The coding region runs from base 184 to 2337 and encodes 717 amino acids.